This is a messenger RNA of Lachancea meyersii CBS 8951, 1233 nucleotides long. The record is from the annotation of a GenBank genome assembly. NCBI's taxonomy places the organism in Eukaryota, Fungi, Ascomycota, Saccharomycetes, Saccharomycetales, Saccharomycetaceae.
AUGUCAAUUCUGGGCCCUCUUGUCAAGGUGGCAGACGCCAUCAAUGCGCUCAACGCGAAAUAUACAGCGCUGACUUUCCAGGAGCAGAAAGCCUUGACUGUUAUGGAAAGAGUGCGUUUCUACAACUGGACGUUCGAGUUCUGGGCUUUGGGCCUUUUGGCGCUAAUUUACGUGUUCCACGUCAUCGGGACAAAGCUCAACAAGAACCGCGCCGAUAACAUAUUUGCGGCGUUGACCCAAUGCUUUGAUGAGUUAGCGUUCGCCAAGGUCGGGUUUUCGACCAGGACCAGCAAGAACCAGCCAUUCGUGGCCGAGAAAAACAAUACCUGGUUCACCAGUUUUGCUACCGGCCGUUCGUGCGUUGAGAGUAUCACUGUGCGUGCCCGGUUGCUUGCGCGUUUCAACCCGCUUUCGAUCGUAAUGGAAAAAGCUUUGGGCAUGUUUUUCCCAAGCUUGGUCGCGUCUGACAUGGACGAGUUUGUCGAUAUCACCAUCAAGGCCAACGGAGUGUACGUGGCAAGCACCACUGCGGACUUGCCUAAGUCGCCCAAUGACGCAGCCGCCGUUUUGUCCAAGUUCAAGUUUAUCGCUUCGAUUGUCAACAAGUCCGACAUGACCAAGGCCCGCGAAAAUAACUACUACCUGUCGCUCACCCACACUUCCGAGAGCGAGAAACUGCCUCUUGAAUACGUGUACAUGUCUGAAAACAAACAAUUGAACUCCGUCUUCGACCACUACGGGGGUGCCACUUUGAAACCUCUGUUGAGCGAAAGCGCCCGUUUCCUGUCGUUCUUGGCAUUCACCGACUUGCCUGAAACAAAGCCAAUUUCGGAUAAAUUGUGGGAGCGUUACCAACAACCAAGAUGCGUCAUUAGGACUAAGGUCGUGACUUCUGCUGCCGAUACCGCUUGUCUAAACAAACUAGUUAAGGCUGCGGUGGCCAUUGUCGAUGCUGCCACUCAGGACUACGUUCAGAACCCUGUCAAAGCAUUUGUCACCAACGACAUGUUGAAAAGAUCUGCUAAUCUACGUUCGCAGGAACUGGCGAAGAUCGUGAAGGUCAUGAAGCAGGCUGAAAGAGAGCUGUUGCAGGAAAAGAAGCAGGAGCUUGAGAGAGAGAAAAGACGUGAAUCUAGAAACAAAUUAAGCGGUGAAGAACAGGAUAAAGCCGAGCAGAAAAUGCGCGAAAGGAGGGAAAGACGCCAGCGCAACAAGCAAAAGAUGCGCAUGUGA